Messenger RNA from Hyaloperonospora brassicae, 276 nucleotides. The record is from the annotation of a GenBank genome assembly. NCBI's taxonomy places the organism in Eukaryota, Oomycota, Peronosporomycetes, Peronosporales, Peronosporaceae.
AUGAUCGACCGUCGCUACCACCGCUCCUUGCAGGUGUUCUCAUGGGCAGCAUGUGCCGCCAUGACGGCAAAGUUGGCGCUGUUUACCGACUAUAGAUCGCGGAGGGGUCACGGCCAGCACGAGCACGUCUUUUCGGGGAUCCAGAGGUACACAGAUAAGCAACUGGACCGCUUCUUUGGCGUAGAGGACAUCAAGAAGCAGGCUCAACUUCCGCCCGACCAGCAGUGUAGUGGUGACGCGGUCUCGUCCAGUCCUGAUUCAGACAAGAAGGAAUAG